This is a messenger RNA of Priceomyces carsonii, 432 nucleotides long. RefSeq lists its product as uncharacterized. Lineage: Eukaryota; Fungi; Ascomycota; Pichiomycetes; Serinales; Debaryomycetaceae. Gene Ontology annotation, biological process: mitochondrion organization. The transcript has a single exon. The coding region runs from base 1 to 432 and encodes 143 amino acids. The record is from RefSeq and is a predicted model, not a curated record. Gene Ontology annotation, cellular component: mitochondrion; nucleus.
AUGCCUAGACAAAGAAGAUCAUCCCCAACUCAAAGAACUCAGACUAGAUCAGCAUCUACUGCUGCUCAUUAUCCGUCGUCUCAUCCGGUACAAGCUUCUCAUCCUGCUCAGGGUCAAACUCGUCAAGGACCUGGUUUGUUUGGUCAAAUGGCAUCUACAGCUGCCGGAGUGGCGGUUGGAUCUACAAUAGGGCACACACUUGGAGCUGGUAUUAGUUCUAUAUUUGGAGGUAGCAGCUCUGCCCCAGCUGAGGUACAAGAUCAACAAUUAGCUUCAGCUCAACAGCAAAAUUACCAAGAAGAAGCUAGACACUGUGAUGCUGACGCAAAAAACUUUACCAGAUGCUUGGAUGACAAUGGAGGAAACAUGCAAAUUUGUGAAUACUACUUACAGCAGUUGAAGGCAUGUCAAGAGGCUUCUCGUCAAUACUAA